ACCAUCCAUCCAUUCAUCCAUCCAGCUGCCUACGCAGCGCUGCCAUCCUCUCCUCCCCUCUUACCUCCUCACACGCCCGCUGGCACGGCUCCCUCUCUUUCUCAUCCAGACGGUGCAUCUCCAUCUCGCUUCGUCCGACCUUUACAUCCCCCACCGCCGCAGCCCGAGACCGCCUUCCGGCAUCACGCCGCCCGCCCUUUCCGUUAUCGUCUCACCAAGCGCCAGCGACGCCGCACGCGACCGUGUUUUUUCGACUCGCUGCUACGCGUCGAGCAUCGGCGAACCCGUCACGUUUUCUUUUUUCCUUUUCUGAGCAGUGCCGGACGAGGCGGGAUUUGGCUACGACGAAUCACAUUGCUUGCCCCCGGCGUUGCAGGGGUCUCCCGACCGAUCGUGCCGCUUGCCCCUCCACAUAUCGACCUCGACCUUGCCUAUCCUCCGCUGACCGAACGACUCGGGGCGCGCGCCAGGCUCGGAUCCUCCGCAACGGGAUCCUUCCACCACCCGCGUGCCUGCGUGUUCUGUUGCGACACAAUUGGAUGGAUGGUUGCCUUCACUCCAGCGCUGAGACUCAACCAACAGGCCACCACCCUUCGCGCCAGGCACUCGACCACGCGGAGACCGUGCGCUGCGGCGCCUCCGACCCCAAUCUUCCUACUUCCCGAUCCCGCGCGCGCAGACCAGGCCAGGCCAGGGCAUGAAAACUCGUUACCCACCGUCCUCACAUCCGUCGACUCCGCCGCCGCCGCCGCGAGGUGAGCGCACUCUCGCAGGUAGCCAGCCGUGCCACCGCGGGUGCUUGCGUUGCCCGUCGAGGUAGCUGGCGCUUACCGAUUCGAGCGCCGCGCCCGGCCACGAGCUCACACACGCUCGAGACGUUCCGAAGCGACUUUUUCGCGACACCGGCUGGACCGUGCCAAAACAUCUACCCCUAAGAAUAGCCCGCCCGGCAGCGAAUUGACUUUCGCUCCCGGGGCCAGGGGCGAUCGUCGUCAGCUGUCAACGACUGUAUCGAGCCCCUCCCCGACCGACUCUCUUCUCCUUCCCUUCUCGCCUCGCCAGCAUUGCCUUGCCGACCAUGAGGCGCGGUCGCUCUCCCGGUUCGGCGUCGCCCUACCGGGCCCUCGCCCAUCACCAGCAAGCUGCGUCUCCCGCGACUUUGACCGACCCGACAUCCCUCAUCCGCUCUUUCGACGUCGACACCAACCCGGCUCGCCCGGUACGGCCCUCACCUCUCGCUGCCUCGACCAUUCGGGACAUGCCGCUAGACCUGGUGCAGCGCAUUCGGUCGUUCCCAUUGUUCCAAUCCGCUCCGGAGGAUUUCCUCGUCGCCAUCGGCAGCCAUCUAAAACCCCAGAUCCACGGUCCCAACGACCACAUCAUUACCGAGGGCGAUGAGGCCAAGGCUAUGUACUGGCUUGUGCGUGGCGUUGUCGCCGUCACGUCUCGCGAUGGUGAGGCUGUGUACGCGGAACUCAAGUCGGGCGCCUUUUUCGGUGAGAUUGGUGUUCUCAUGGACAUGCCCCGGACGGCAACCAUUGUCGCCCGGACCAAAUGCCUCCUGGUCGUCCUUAAGAAGGAGGACUUGCAGCUGGUCAUGCCCACGUUCCCCGACAUGCAGCGCGCCAUCCUCGAGGAGGCUCAAGAGCGGCUCACGCUGCUAAAAAAGAAGCGACUCGAGGGCGGCGUCAGUACAAAGUCACCCAUGGGUGACCUUGCGUCGCGAGCCGCCGCCCCGGGCGAGGUGUCCAAAGGCGAAAGCGGCGCGAUCAAGGACGGCGCCGUCAUCAACUCCAAAAAGCGCAAAUCACCCAGCCCCGGCAUUAUUGAGGACCCUGCCGCAGGUAGUGCUAUCGGCAGCGGGUUUGUGAACAUUAGGAAGACACUUAAGGAGCUACCCUUGUUCUCGACGCUGCCGCCCGAUAUCCUUCACUUCCUGGGGCUCAGCGUGCAGCCCAAGACUUACCCUCCGUUCACAGACAUCGUCAGGCAAGGAAGCCCGGGCAACGAAAUCUACUUUAUUGUCCAGGGAGAGGCCGAGGUGAUCCACGAGACGCCUCUAGAGCGCCACCAGCAGCAGCCAAGAGGGAAUUCCAUCUACUCUAGACCACGUCUCAAGUCCGGGCAGUAUUUUGGUGAGGUGGCGAGUCUUGGGCUUUCUCCCGGCCGGACGGCGACAGUUCGAUCAAUAACAACGGUCGAGUGCCUGAUGGUCCCCGGUGAUGCCCUGGAGGAGCUGUGGCAACGAUGUCCGCCAGAUAUCCGUUCACAGGUAGAGCGUACCGCAAGAAUACGAUUCGAGAGCCAUCCCGGGGACGAGGAUGUCGACAUGGCAGACGCCGGAACGAGCGGGAAAUCGGCUUCGGAUCCUGUAACGCCCUCGACGGCGCCCCGAGGGCCGCUGCCCAACCUCACCUUCACCACCCCGUCGAUGCCGGCCUCGCCCAGCAAAGAUGACUCAGACAUCAUGGAGCCGAAAGAUCCCGACCCCUUCUUGAGCGUCAACAUGGAGAAUUUGCGGAACCGCCGACGGCACUCCAUUGCGCCUCCGGCACCACAGACGGACUCGAGUGGCCUGCAACACGGUGGACGUUCGCUGAUCGAUACCAGCCCCGUAAGGUUUCCCGUCGCCCCCUCCCCACCGGACACAGACGUCCGCGUGAAGCGUGCCAAGACGCUGCCCCGGCGGCCGCAGACUCAGCGCUCGAGCGUUGCCUUGCCCGAUACCAUCGUGGUGAAAAUCUUCAAACACCUAGACAUAGGGGAGCUCAUGAAAAUGCGCAUCGUUAGCAGGCAUUGGCGCGAGAUGCUGUCCACAUCACCUGACGUGUGCAACAACGUGAACCUCUCGCGCUACAGCCGCUCCGUGAGUGACGAGGUCAUCGUCCGAUACCUCGGCCCGUUUAUUGGGGGUCGGGCCGUCACUGUGGAUCUCAACAACUGCUUCCACAUUACGGACGAGGGGUUCUCAGCGCUCUGGAAGCAUUGCGGCAAGAAUGUCAAGCAGUGGCGCAUGAGGUCGGUAUGGGACGUCUCCGCGAAUCAGAUACUCGAGAUGAGCGAAAACUCCAAGGCCCUAGAGGAGGUCGACUGGAGCAACUGCCGUAAGGUUGGCGACAAUCUCCUCGGCCGAGUCGUCGGCUGGGUCGUGGCGGGAUCUCCGUCGACGAGCAAGAGCGUGGUCAUCUCGUCGAGCCACGCCAGGGACAAGAAGCACACGAAGAAGGACGAGUCGAAGCAUGCGGCGGUGGUGCCUGGAACAGUGUUUGGGUGUCCGAGACUGAAGAAGCUGAACCUUUCGUAUUGCAAACAUAUUACGGACCGCUCGAUGGCUCAUCUUGCCGCCCACGCGGCCAACCGACUCCAGUCGCUCUCUCUUACACGGUGCACGUCCAUCACGGACGCCGGGUUCCAGACUUGGGCGCAACACAGGUUCGAAAAGCUGACGGACCUCUGCUUGGCGGACUGCACCUACCUCUCAGACCACGCCAUCGUGGCACUCGUCAACGCGGCCAAGAACCUGACGCACCUUGACCUCUCGUUCUGUUGCGCUCUGUCCGACACGUCGACCGAGGUGGUGGCCCUGGGGCUGCCAAGGCUUAAGGAACUACGGCUCGCGUUUUGCGGCAGCGCCGUGAGCGACAGCAGCUUGGAGAGCAUCGCGCUACAUCUCAACGAGCUAGAGGGCCUUAGCGUCCGUGGCUGCGUUAGAGUCACAGGCACAGGCUUGGAGAAUAUCCUGCGCGGCUGCUUGCGUCUCAAGUGGACGGACGUCAGCCAAUGCCGCAACCUGGAUGCUUGGCUCCGGACAGGGAGCUUGGCAAAAUGGGGCUACGACGAUCGCGCGGCGAAGCCUAUCCUGUCGAUGGGCCUGUCCCCGGCGCUCCUGCAAGAAGGCAUCGGCGAAAUACCGGUCCCAAAGACGAUGAGCGUCGCGAUGCUCACCACGCCGAGCUUCAUGCCACGGUCGAGUCUGGGAUUCCUGGGCCGCCGAACGAAGCAGCCUGUGCGCUUCAUCGUGGAGAAGGGAACCGAGGGAUUGAGAUGAUGACGGCAUUUGGAGUUUACAUGUGGGUGGCUUGCAUUUGCAGAGCACUUGGAGUCUUUGUUGUAAGGCGUUUGCGCGCAGGUACUUUGAGCGACAAUCGGCGUUGCGGGAAAGGGGUGAUAUUCGCAUGGUCUAGUGGAUUAGAAGGGGACAACGAGACAUGAUACCCUGCUGCCGACAGGACCGAAUGCGCGCAAUGGGCGUUGCAGAUGCGUCGCUGUGGGCGAGACUGUAUGCUACAACUCUGGUGAGGGGAGCAAAAGGUCAUGGCUCCAAAGUAACGGGUUUCUAGGUCUAGCAAGACCAGCCACUAAUGCAAACACUGUCGAUG
Purpureocillium takamizusanense is the source of this 4379-nucleotide messenger RNA. RefSeq lists its product as uncharacterized. NCBI's taxonomy places the organism in Eukaryota, Fungi, Ascomycota, Sordariomycetes, Hypocreales, Ophiocordycipitaceae. The transcript is spliced from 2 exons. The record is from RefSeq and is a predicted model, not a curated record. Gene Ontology annotation, molecular function: protein binding; protein-containing complex binding. Bases 1079 to 4048 code for a protein of 989 amino acids.